AUGAACUCACACCCUAAUCACCAGUCCAACCUGGACGAUAGCCCUCAACAGAACAACAGGCGCCGACUUGCCUUUAUAGACCAUCUCCCGACUUUCAGACAGUAUGUACAGGACACAUGGCUCGACUUACUGGUUGUUAUUUGCGUGGGAGCGCUGGCAUUAGGAUUAAACUCGGCCGACAAUGCAUCUACGAGACAGUUUCCUAUUAUCUUUCGCGAAGACGGGGACGUUGUUUAUCCUACGUUCUCCUAUCCUCGCAGAAAAUCUAUCAUUCCUAUCUGGCUCGAUGCACUCCUAGCCAUAUUAAUACCUACGCUUUUCUUUAUUAUCGCUCAGAUACGAGUUCGGUCGUUUUAUGACUUUAAUACUGCGUUCUGGGGGGUUAUCUGGGCCAUUGCGUCUACCACAUUAUUCCAAGUCUUCAUCAAAACUUUGAUUGGGGGGUUUCGGCCUCACUUCCUCUCAGUUUGUAACCCUGAUCUCUCGAGAAUUGGAUCGGGAACCGGCUUCCAAGGAAUCAUGUAUGAUAUCUCUAUAUGUUCACCCGAUGCCAACAAAGCGCACCUGCGUGAUGCUACCAAAUCUUUCCCCAGUGGACACACAACCGCAGCUGCCGCAGGUUAUGUCUAUUUGAGCCUUUAUUUCAACGCCAAGAUGAAGAUCUUCUCGAAUGAACGACCUCACUUCUAUAAGCUACUCGUCUUUCUCGCCCCUUUACUCGGAGCUUGCCUUAUCGGAGGAGUUCUAACAGUUGACAAUUCACAUCAUUGGUACGAUGUAAUUGCUGGAGCUAUCAUAGGUACGAUAGGCGCACUUUCUGCGUUCCGCAUGUCAUACGCUUCCAUUUGGGACUAUCGCUUCAACCACAUACCUUUACCACGACCCAAGUCGGCAUGGUCGCCAUUCGGAACACAUGAUGGAUACGCGAGCGGGUCGGCCAUUAAUACGGAGCCCAAGACAACUACUCCAGAGAACUUCUCGUACGCGACCGGGGUGCCUACUUUCCCGUCUUUCGCACAUCCACGAGAGUGGUGUCCUGCUGGAGCACCGGGAGACGCAUGGUCUCGAAAUGAAUUAAUCAAUGCGGAUGCCAAUUUCCAACGCCAGGCUCAUUACGGAGCAUAA
Rhizoctonia solani is the source of this 1125-nucleotide messenger RNA. Its product is annotated as lipid phosphate phosphatase 1. The record is from RefSeq and is a predicted model, not a curated record. The transcript is spliced from 9 exons. Lineage: Eukaryota; Fungi; Basidiomycota; Agaricomycetes; Cantharellales; Ceratobasidiaceae. Gene Ontology annotation, molecular function: phosphatidate phosphatase activity. The coding region runs from base 1 to 1125 and encodes 374 amino acids. Gene Ontology annotation, biological process: phospholipid metabolic process.